GCCUCCCAAAGUGCUGGGAUUACAGGCGUGAGCCACCGUGCCCAGCCGAGAAGAAAAUUUAUUGAAGGUCAAUUGUUGACAAGUCAUUAGGCACUUACUCCCCUCAAAACAACCCCAUGAGAUAAUUUCUCCCUUAUAUAAAUGAGGAAGUUGAGCCUUAGAAAUGUUAAGUAACUUAUCCAAAGCUACAUAGCUAGAAAGUGAAGCAGGUAGGUUGUCAGUUUAGACUGCAUUCUACCAAGCUUUAAUACAGGGAUGAGUAGUAGCCACUUUGGCAUGGCCACAGGGGAAUCCAGAAAAAAGAAUGAAUCUGGAAACCUUAUUUUUGAAUUGCCUUUUUCCCACUAGAAAACCUGAGAUACCCAGCACCUGCCUAGUGUAUGGUCUGUUAAGCCUAUGAUCUAGGUACUGUAUGGCUGGGUCCCAAGCCCUGCCUCCUUAAACCUAGUUCCUAGAAUGUAUGAUUAGAGGGGGAGUCCUUUCCUGCCACUCUGUAUAACUAGUUGUGACUAGUUUCAUGGCCUGUAUUACUGUUGUUUUUUGUUACUUGGUGAUUGCAUAUAGGAUGUAAAUAUUUUCUUGGAAGUUGAAAAAAUAAAUUAGGUGAGACUAUAUCUACUUGAACUCUUCCUACAGAUCUAUAGCUCUCAUCACCUUCUAUCCGGAUCAACCUUGUGGUUUGAGUUUUAACAACCUGGCCUGGAAACAGAAUGUUUUGUGUUUCAAGGAGAGAUUAUUGGAGAAAAUGUUCAGAAGAAUCCAGGUUCUGGGGCUGCUGGUAUGGACGCUUAUUGCUGGAACUGAGUACUUCCGGGUCCCCGCAUUUGGCUGGGUCAUGUUUGUAGCUGUAUUUUACUGGGUCCUCACCGUCUUCUUCCUCAUUAUCUACAUAACAAUGACCUACACCAGGAUUCCCCAGGUGCCCUGGACAACAGUGGGCCUGUGCUUUAACGGCAGUGCCUUCGUCUUGUACCUCUCUGCCGCUGUUGUAGAUGCAUCUUCCGUCUCCCCUGAGAGGGACAGUCACAACUUCAACAGCUGGGCGGCCUCAUCGUUCUUUGCCUUCCUGGUCACCAUCUGCUACGCUGGAAAUACAUAUUUCAGUUUUAUAGCAUGGAGAUCCAGGACCAUACAGUGAUUUACCAUUUUGAUAAUUAAAAGGAAAAAAAAAGGAAGACUCUCACUGUAAAAACAGCUGUAGGUAUAAUGUAUAUUCCCAGAGAAUUGUAUUUAACUAAUUAAUGUUUUUUAUAUUCUUAAAUUUGCUCACAAAUUGUGGUUUGUUACAAUUAAACUGGAUACUUAUUUGCAAAGUGUUGUAGCUUAUAAUGAACUCUUAAGUAUCUUAUUAAUGUAUUAAUGUCUUCAUAGAUCAUAUUUUCUUAGACAAUGUUUAAAUAGAUAAAUUGCUAAUAUUGAGAAUGUGUCAAGUUUGUAAACCUAACUUUUAAGAUGCCAGAUUCUUUUUUGAUUAAAUGUUGCAAAAUCCCAA
Messenger RNA from Homo sapiens (human), 1492 nucleotides. It is a transcript of the gene CMTM8, whose product is annotated as CKLF like MARVEL transmembrane domain containing 8. The coding region runs from base 746 to 1138 and encodes 130 amino acids. The record is from RefSeq and is a predicted model, not a curated record. Gene Ontology annotation, cellular component: membrane; nucleus; cytoplasm. Lineage: Eukaryota; Metazoa; Chordata; Mammalia; Primates; Hominidae. The transcript is spliced from 4 exons.